ACGAGGUGGCCCGGCCCGGCCAGGACCCUAGGUUUCUUUUGCGGCUCCGGCAUAAUCGAUUGCGAAACGAAACAGGUUUUCAUGGUGGACUUGUCUUCUCCGUCCGAGCUGGUCAGGGGAGCGGCUAACUAGAGAUUAGGAUUCUGCCGGCUCCAUUAUUUUUGCUCUUCGCCGGACGGCGGUAUAAGACGGGGUUACGAGAGUGGCGUGGAAGAGGUGGAUGGUUAUGGGAGCCACGGCCUCCAAACUCGAAAAGGCACUCGGAGACCAGUUUCCCGAAGGCGAGAGAUACUUUGGACUUGAGAAUUUCGGCAAUACUUGCUACUGCAAUAGCGUGCUGCAGGCGCUUUAUUUUUGCAUUCCUUUCAGAGAACAAUUACUGGAGUAUUAUUCAAAUAACAAAAACGUAGGUGAAGCUGAUGAAAAUCUGUUAACAUGCCUGGCAGAUCUUUUCAAUCAGAUCAAUUCAUCAAAAAAGAAGACUGGUGUGAUCGCCCCAAAGCGGUUUGUGCAGAGAGUUAAAAAACAAAAUGAACUUUUUCGCAGCUAUAUGCAUCAGGAUGCUCAUGAGUUUUUGAAUUUCUUGCUAAACGAGCUUGUCGACAUUUUGGAGAAAGAGGGAAAUGCUUCGACGGAUUCUCCUGGAACCUCAUCACAAGUAGAAAAGAAUGUAAAUGGGCCGGUUCAUCCACAGGAGAAUGGUGGUAAGAAAGAACCUCUCCUUACAUGGGUCCAUAAAAGUUUUCAGGGUAUUUUAACUAACGAGACAAGAUGUCUGAGGUGUGAAACUGUGACUGCUAGAGACGAGACUUUUUUAGAUUUAAGUCUUGACAUUGAGCAAAAUAGUUCCAUCACAAGUUGUCUCAAAAACUUCAGCUCGACUGAGACUUUGAACGCCGAGGACAAGUUCUUCUGUGACAAAUGCUGCAGCUUGCAAGAAGCUCAGAAAAGAAUGAAGAUAAAGAAGCCGCCAAACAUCCUCGUGAUUCAUCUCAAGCGCUUCAAGUACAUAGAACAACUUGGGAGGAACAAAAAGUUGUCAUACCGUGUCGUUUUCCCCCUCGAGCUGAAGCUCAGCAACACUGUCGAGAAUGCUGAUUCCGAGUAUUCUCUCUUUGCUGUUGUCGUUCAUGUUGGAAGUGGGCCCAACCAUGGGCACUAUAUUAGCCUUGUUAAGAGCCACAGUCAUUGGCUGUUUUUUGAUGAUGAGAAUGUAGAGAUGAUGGAUGAAUCUCAUGUUCAAACUUUCUUUGGUUCAGCACAGGAGUACUCUAGCAACACUGACCAUGGCUACAUCCUCUUCUACGAGUCUCAUCCUGGCGUUGUUGGGACGUAGGAUUUUUUUGUAAUUUUUUCUUUUUUCUGGGGGCUUAUGUAAUUUUACAUUUUUAGCAAUGUUUCUUAAUUUGUUUACCUUUUGUCACAUGGCAUAAAAUUGAAAAACCUGGAAGGGUAGAUUUGAUAAGUUUAUUUUACAUGUCUUUUGGUGUACAGUAAAUGUUAGUGUGACUCCA
Messenger RNA from Phalaenopsis equestris, 1514 nucleotides. Its product is annotated as ubiquitin carboxyl-terminal hydrolase 3-like. Gene Ontology annotation, molecular function: cysteine-type endopeptidase activity; cysteine-type deubiquitinase activity. The transcript is spliced from 6 exons. Gene Ontology annotation, biological process: protein deubiquitination. Bases 221 to 1336 code for a protein of 371 amino acids. Gene Ontology annotation, cellular component: nucleus; cytosol. NCBI's taxonomy places the organism in Eukaryota, Viridiplantae, Streptophyta, Magnoliopsida, Asparagales, Orchidaceae. The record is from RefSeq and is a predicted model, not a curated record.